Messenger RNA from Phytomonas sp. Hart1, 1965 nucleotides. The record is from the annotation of a GenBank genome assembly. Lineage: Eukaryota; Euglenozoa; Kinetoplastea; Trypanosomatida; Trypanosomatidae.
AUGAUGAUUGGCUCAACUGAAACCCCCAAAGAUAUUGAAUGGGACAGCUUUGUGCAGCCAAAUUUGGCUGUUAUGGAUACAAGCACAGCUCAUUUGCUCUCGCAGAUAACAUUUUUACAUAAUGAGGUUGAACGACUUGAAAAUCAACUGAGUAGCAUGCGUUUAAAAGCAAUGAAAGAGGUGAAAGAAGUGGCUUCUCACUAUGACCAUAUUAUUGAGCAAAAAGACUCAGAGAUUACCGAAUGGCGGGCAAGAAUUGGACUACGAAAAACUGAAGUUGAUCUUUCCAAACGGUGUGCCAAUUUAGAGAAGCAACUGGCUGUAGCAAAUGCUGAGAAAAGCACCUUGAUCAUGGAGAAGAACGACAUCCAAUCUAAGGUGCGGAAACUAGAAUCCUCGAUGAAAAUGCGUACAAAUGAACUGAAAGAGACCACCCGUCUUUCUCAGGAAGAGCAUGCUAUGGUAAGCGAUCAAAAUACAAAGCUUUCACAGAUUGUGAAAAAAUUAUCGGAAGAAAACAAAAAACUUACCAAGGAUUUAACGAACCUUCACCAGAAAUCCAUCUUGAGAGCAGACAAGGAGACAGGAAUCGAACUACUCAUCACCAAGGAUUUUGAGGUUCAAGUAUGUUUACCGGAAAAAAUGGAAAAGGAAUGCCAAGUCGAAUCAUCUUUUUUUCUUAUUGAUCCGGAUUCACAGUCAAUGCAUAAUUUAUGUCAUACUUUGGAAAGAAAAACCCAGGAGUGUGAUGCCUUUCGAGCACAAUUUGAGGAUUUAAAGAUUUUGCAGGAGGACACACUUCUCACGCUAGACACCACGAAGAAGCGUCUGGUGGACGAAAUUGAACGACGCAAAAUGAUUACUAACGAUGCAGAAAAAUUAUCUAUUCAGGUACAAUCGAUGCAACAAAGGAACAGUUUUCAGGCAGCGACCGAGCGAGACCUUCUUGAAAAAAACAAUAUUCUGGAGGAUCAAAAGCAUCAGCUCCGCUCUGAUAUCGUGCGCUUGGAGCACGAGCAUGGGACCUGGGAGAAGCUGCUUAAGCAGUAUGAAAAGGAUAUGAACGAGUUGAUUUCUAACAAAAAUUAUUCAAACCAACGACUUAGUCUUUUAGCAAAUGAAAAUGAAAACCUUCAAGCAGAAAUUCAGAGUUUGCUAGCGCGUGAAUCUCAACUGGCUUUCUCGCUUAAAGCCAAAGAUGGAGAGCUUCAAGAGGUACUUAUAGCAUAUCAGAACUCUGUUAAGGAAAAUGAAUCAAUUUUAGGGAACCAACAAUUCUUGGAGAGAGAAUUAGAUAGCGCUAGAGCAACUUUGGCCUCAAAGGAGGAGGGCAUCAUGUAUUUACAAGAGCAACUUAAUGCCUUGCAUCGGCGAGAGCAGCAGCUUGUACUUGAUCUCCAAGCAUUUGAAUAUGAAAAUGACCAACUCCACCGUAAGAUUCUUCAUAAUGAUGCUCUUUUAGGGAAACUGGAGAACAAGUGUCAAGAACAUCAACAACUUAUUCAUGCAAAAGACCUCACGAUCGAGGAACUCCAUCAAAGUUUAGCCGAGAUUAGCAAGCAAAUUGUUAUCAAGGAAAAUGAAUGUCUUCUUCUACGACGCCAAUGUGAAUCAUUCGAGUCUGAUGUUAUACGAUUACAAACAGUUGUUACAACAGAAGCCCAAAGGAAUCAAAAAAUUGAAGAGUCUAAUGCACGCCUGGUUGCGCGUGAUGUUCUUUCUUCCUCCAAUUACUAUAAUGACCUAUCUAACCAGGUUACCCUUCUUAAGCAAGAGCUUGAUCUAAGAAAUAAGGAGCUUGAGAAUUUGAAGGAAAUUCUUCGAAUAGAAUCCGAAGCUAGACAAGGGCUUGUAAAAGAAUUGCAGAUAACCAAAAGUAAUCUUUCAGAUAUCUCUGAAUCGAAGGAAAGACUAGAACGCAUUGUUUUGGAUCAGGCUAACACACUUAGUAUGCUUUCCAAGUAG